Molecule: messenger RNA, 2715 nt
Organism: Rhincodon typus (whale shark)
Lineage: Eukaryota; Metazoa; Chordata; Chondrichthyes; Orectolobiformes; Rhincodontidae
Gene: lzts2a
Product: leucine zipper, putative tumor suppressor 2a
Exons: 5
Coding region: 383-2407 (674 amino acids)
Biological process (GO): negative regulation of canonical Wnt signaling pathway; cell division
Source: RefSeq, a predicted model, not a curated record
ACAAGCAAAUGCUGUUACUGACAGAUGCAAAAGGGAACUGAGGAAGUUCUACGUGUUUGUCAUCGGCCCUUUUUCUCCCCACUCUGUGUGUGCAAACAGAAACAUGCUGGCUGGCUCUAGCGGAGUAAAUGUGUGGGGCUAGAGAGAGGGGAACACAGGAGAGAGGGGGAGAGAGAGAGAAAUUUGAACUGACUUUGAAAGCGGCUCGUUGGAUCGCAACUGAAAGUGGGGGAGAGGGCGAGUCGAUAGACGGCUGGGUCUUCAGUAUGUCAUCUGGAAGGAUUUGUUUUACAGAAAGGGUGGAGAAAAUAACAGCUAAGUGACUGACCCCAAAUGGGAACAGGGAGCCCAAAUACUGUGGACCUUGUGACAGUUCAUCACCAUGGCAAUGAUUCAGACAAUGCCCAUAGCUUCUGAGCGUCAGAAUUCAGAAAGUGAACACAAACUGCGAACAUCUGCAGCAUCGCCAAUCUUGCAGAGCACCAUGGGAAGCGUUGGCAGUCUUGUAUCAGGUCGCAACUACCAUGAUAAACACUGCAAGGCCAUGGAGUACAACAACAAAUGUCGCAAGACCGGCCAAGUGCUGAACAUUUUUAGGCAACAGGAUGGACACCCCAAAAAUGGCUACUCUCAGGACUGUAUUGGUGGAGUAGUUUCCAAGAAGCAAUGUUCAGCAAUUGGAAAAAGUGGGAAUUAUGCAUAUUUAAGUGAAGACCAUCGCAAUGGAAGUUGGAGUAUGACGGAAUCACCCAGCAGCCCUUGCAGUGAUCCUGAAGAUUUCCGUGAAGCCAGGUCAAUGAAUGGAAAUAUCCGAGGGCCCCCUCCAAAAAUAAUUCCGGUCUCAGGCAAACUCGAGAAGAACAUUGAAAAGAACAUUAUCAGACCGACGGCGUUCAAGCCAGUGCUGACCAAGAACAGGAGCUCGGUACAGUACCUUGUCCCUCGUCCUGCUAAUGGGCUGUCAGACAGUGUGGGCAGCCUCAACAUCUUGUUCAGUGGCGGCUCGGUGAGCUCGGUGAACUCUGUCGAAAAGCGCAGCUCCUUGCAGGCGUACAACUGCAAGAACAGCGUGCACUCGGGAACGAUGUCGGACUCUGGGAGGAACUCCCUGUCCAGCCUCCCGAUGUACAGCGUGGGCUGUGGGCCGCACCUCGAGACGGGACACACCAACCUGGAGGCUGGUGGCCAGCAGCAUCUGUUCCAUGAGAGGGGCUUGGUGGUGGGACUGUCAAACUCUGACAGCGGCCGCUCCUCACCCAGCAAGAGCACGGCGUCUCUGACCAGCCGUGGACCCCCGCUCUCCGACAGCGGGUCCUGCGACCGCUCCCCAGUCUCCGCCCACGAGCUUCUGGUCCGCGAGCUCGAAGAGAAGCUGCGGGAGCGCGACGCCGAGCUCCAGCAGAUGCGCCUGAGCCUGGAGGAGAGCGAAGCCGCCCUGUGCCAGGUCUAUGAGGAGAAGCGGCGCCGCUGCGAGCAGGAGAUGGAAGAGUUGAGGCAGAGCUGUGCCAACAAGCUCAAACAGAACUCACAGAAGGCCCAGCGGGUGCAGCAAGUCCUGCAGUUGGAGCUGUUCCAGCUCCAACAGGAGAAGAAGAAACUCCAGGAGGACUUUGCCCAGUUACUGCAGGAACGCGAAGCCCUGGAGAAAAAGUGUGCGACGAUCGAGAAAGAGCAGACGGAGCUUGGGCCAAGACUGGAGGAAACCAAAUGGGAGGUUUGCCAAAAGUCCGGAGAGAUUUCUCUACUGAAGCAGCAGCUGAAGGACUCACAGGCUGAGCUCUCUCUGAAGAGCAAUGAGAUUAUCUCCUUGAAGGCUCAGCUCCGAGAGAUUAGAGCUGAACUCCAAGAUCACGAGGAUGAGAUUCACGAGUUCCGGGACUCUGUCCACACAAAGACUCUGGAGCUGGAAGUCUGCGAGAAUGAACUGCAGCGGAAGAAGAACGAGGCCGAACUUUUGAGAGAGAAGGUGGGAAAGCUGGAGGAGGAGACCACGGGCCUGAGAGAAGCUCUGGGCCACACAAGACACAUGAGCCAGGAGCAGGAAGACGCUGCCCUAAUGUACGAAAGCGACGAAGCCAAGGUGCAGCGACAAAAUGCAGACAACCAGCAGGCCCUGAGGCAGCAGGUGGAGAAACUGAGGGCUGAGCUUAUGUAUGAACGAAAGAGGUGCGAGACCCAGCUGGAGAACUUUGAGGUGGAGCGGCGCACCUGGCAAGGUGAGAAAGAGAAAGUGAUUCGGUACCAGAAACAGCUGCAACACAACUACAUCCAAAUGUACAGGAGGAAUCGAGAGCUGGAAAGAGAGAUGAGGCAACUCACCUUGGAACUGGAGUCCAGGGAAAUAGGUGGGCUUGAAAUGCGAAACAAAGACAUUCAAUUUGAGGAAAUCACUGCGACGGAAAUCUAACUUAAAAAAAAAGAUUUUGUAAUGAACAAAAGCACCCAUGCCAAAUCUAGUGUUGGAUAAAUAUAACACCGACAUAAUGGACAAUCAAUAUAAGUCUUUAACCUGCUCAAGUUUAUUCAGAUGUUCACAAUAAAAGGACAUUUAAUGGCUUUGGAUAACCUGAUACAUACUCCCUGCAGGCAUGUUUGGACACCUCAAUCUAUUACUUUUACGGAGGUACCUUGCUGUCUUCCUUUUUCUAUUCCAUGCUGUCCUGUGUCAUGCCGUAUGAGCUGAGGGAGGAAUAAAAUGAAAUAAAGCAGUCGGUA